Phragmites australis (common reed) is the source of this 1909-nucleotide messenger RNA. RefSeq names its product triacylglycerol lipase OBL1-like. Gene Ontology annotation, molecular function: triacylglycerol lipase activity. The transcript has 4 exons. Gene Ontology annotation, biological process: lipid metabolic process. Lineage: Eukaryota; Viridiplantae; Streptophyta; Magnoliopsida; Poales; Poaceae. The coding region runs from base 74 to 1672 and encodes 532 amino acids. The record is from RefSeq and is a predicted model, not a curated record.
GCUUGAGCUUUCCACCUAGCUAGCUUAAUUAGCUGGUGUAGCUGUGUGAGCUUGGACUCGCCGUCCGGCGACCAUGGUGGCGCAGCAGCUCGCCAGCGGGCCCAAGAUGGGGGCGGAGAAGCUGAUCAUCCGGUCAGAGAAGGCCCGGUUCAUCGACAUCAUGUCGCUGCUGCUCCUGCGGCGGCCGAUCACCAGCUACCCCUUCGUGGAGGCCGGCGACCAGACCGCCGCUGACUUCGGCAGCACGCCGGGGGACUGGUUUGUCGCGCUCACGGAGGUCAUCCAGAAGGCGCUCGCUGCCGCCUACUACCCCGCGUUGUUCAUCGGCGCCGCCGUCGAGUUCCUCCUCAACUUCAUCGCGCUCAACAACGGGAUACUUGGCAUCAUUUGGAACAUCUUCAGAUGUAAGCUGGUGAUACCACUGAACCGGGAGGCGCCCAACUACCGGUCGAUGAUCGGGAUGAUCGAUGGGAGGACGGAGCUGAAGCCGCUGCCGGCAGGCGGUGGCCCAGACGACCGGCGGUUGCAGGUGGUGGGCGUCUCCGCCGGCAAGGCCACGGAGGAGGAGUUCUACGUCGACGUGGAGAGCGGCGAGUGCGGAAGCGCGGCAGUGCCGCUCGUCCAGCAGCAGUACGUGAAUGGGCGACUCCUCCGACUCCGCACCUACUCCGUCUUCGAGGUCACCGUCAUGGCCGCCAAGCUCGCCUACGAGAACGCCGCGUACAUCGAGAACGUCGUCAACAACGUCUGGAAGUUCAAUUUCGUGGGGUUCUACAGCUGCUGGAACAAGUUCGUCGGGGACCACACGACGCAGGCGUUCGUGGCGACGGACCGGGCGUCGGACGCGAGCGUGGUGGUGGUGUCGUUCCGCGGCACGGAGCCGUUCAACAUGCGCGACUGGUCCACCGACGUCAACCUCUCCUGGCUAGGCAUGGGCGCUAUGGGCCACGUCCACAUCGGCUUCCUCAAGGCGCUCGGUCUCCAGGAGGAGGACGGCAAGGACGCCGCCCGCGCCUUCCCCAAGGCCACCCCCAACGCCGCCGCCGGCAAGCCCGUCGCCUACUACAAGGUCCGCGAGGUGCUGCGUGAGCAGCUCAAGAAGCACCGGAAGGCCAACGUCAUCGUCACCGGCCACAGCCUCGGCGCCGCGCUGGCCGCCAUCUUCCCCGCCCUCCUCGCGUUCCACGGCGAGAGGGACAUCCUCGACCGGCUCCUCGCGGUCAACACCUACGGGCAGCCUCGCGUCGGAGACAAGACGUUCGCGGCGUACGUCCGCGCGAACUUGCCCGUGGAGCCGCUGCGGGUGGUGUACCGGUACGACGUGGUGCCGCGGGUGCCGUUCGACGCGCCGCCCGUGGCGGAGUACAUGCACGGCGGGACGUGCGUGUACUUCGACGGGUGGUACGCCGGCCGCGCCAUCGCCGCCGGCGGGGACGUGCCGAACCCCAACUACUUUGACCCGAGGUACCUGCUGUCCAUGUACGGCAACGCGUGGGGAGACCUGUUCAAGGGCGCCUUCCUGUGGGCGAAGGAGGGCAAGGACUACCGGGAGGGCGCCGUGUCGCUGCUCUUCCGCGCCGCUGGGCUUGUCAUCCCCGGCCUUGCGAGCCAUAGCUGCCGUGACUACGUCAACGCCGUCCGCCUCGGCCGGAUCGCGGCCAAGGAGGCCUGAGCAUCUGAGCUUCAGCUAGCGAGCAUAUGAGAGAGGGCGAGAUGAAUAAGUGUUUUUUCUGUGUGGAGUUGGUUCUGCUUCUGCCGCCUGCUAGAUGGCGCGUGUUCGUUUCCAUGUGUAUCCCUGCAACAACGACGACGAUGAUGAUCCAAGUACACGGUGUUUAAUGUCCCGUGUAACCCACAGACUGUUCUAUCAAGAUAAAUUGAAUUGAAUAAAUAUCUUCUUUUCUUCAAA